Messenger RNA from Anolis carolinensis (green anole), 1206 nucleotides. It is a transcript of the gene dnttip1, whose product is annotated as deoxynucleotidyltransferase terminal interacting protein 1. Lineage: Eukaryota; Metazoa; Chordata; Lepidosauria; Squamata; Anolidae. The record is from RefSeq and is a predicted model, not a curated record. The transcript has 13 exons. The coding region runs from base 47 to 1087 and encodes 346 amino acids. Gene Ontology annotation, molecular function: DNA binding; nucleosome binding. Gene Ontology annotation, cellular component: nucleus.
UCUCUGGGGAGGGGGGGCGUGGCUGCGCGAGGAGCGACAGGAGCGGAUGGGGGCCGCCCGCGAGACCGAGCAGCCCGAGGCCCAGGCCCAGGCCGGAGAGGAAGACGAGGAGGAGGAAGGAGGAGAGGAAACAGAAGGCGGCGAGGAGGACGACGACGACGACGACGACGACGAGGAGGAGGAGGAGCUGGCGAGUCCCUGGAACAUCAUGAUCAAGCACCGGCUGGUCCAGCGGCGCGGGCGGCGCUCCCAGAUGAUGACCAGCUUCACAGACCCCGUUGUUUCCAUGGACCUGCUGCGAGCUGUCCUGCAGCCCACCAUCAACGAGGAGAUCCAGGCCGUCUUUGGGAAGUACAUGAAGUUCUUCCAGAAGGCGGCAGGGAACGUGCGGGAGAACACGGGAGAAGACCUGGACACGGAGCAGCUCAUCCACGAGACGUGCCGGAACUGCCUGGAGCAGGCGAAACUUCUCUUCUGUGACGGCAAGAAGUCUGUCGCGAGGUUGCCCCACGAGGUGCCAGUCAUGAAGCAGCGGGCCAGGCCAGCGGAGGAGGACACGAGCCAACAACAGGGAAGCCCGGCCCCCAAAAAGCGGAAGGGACGGCCUCCAGGACAGAGCCAGCUGAGCAGCCUGAAGCCUGUGGCGGUGAACAUGGGCAAAAGCAAGUCCUGUGAGCCAGCGCAGAGGGAGGGUCCCAAGUGGGACCCCUCCCGCAUCACAGAGUCCACGUAUUUUGUGCUUGGGUCGAGAGCAAACAAAGCCCUGGGGAUGGGGGGCACCCGAGGACGGCUCUACAUCCGGCACCCGCACCUCUUCAAGUAUGCAGCGGACCCUCAGGACAAGCACUGGCUGGCGGAGCAGCAUCACAUGCGUGCCACGGGGGGAAAGAUGGCCUACCUUCUUCUGGAGGAAGAUAUUAAGGAGCUGGCGUCGAGUGAAGAGUACAGAGGAUCUCUGGAGCUGAAGCUGGAUGAACUGAAGCCCUUCACGGCCCCGCCCUGGAUGGCCCAGAAGAUGCGCAAGGCCAUGGAGGCCCUGCGCUGCGGGGGGGAAGGGGAGCCGCCCCCGCCCCCCAAGGACGCGUAGGAGGGGUCGCGUGGGGGGACGGAGCAGGAUCCGCCCCUCUGCGCUCGCUUUCUCUCUCUCUCUCUCUGUGUGUCUCUGUGCUGGGCCUCUGGAGAUAAUAAACACACCACACACUCCUG